This is a messenger RNA of Bufo bufo (common toad), 1053 nucleotides long. RefSeq names its product vomeronasal type-2 receptor 26-like. The transcript is spliced from 3 exons. Bases 1 to 1053 code for a protein of 350 amino acids. Lineage: Eukaryota; Metazoa; Chordata; Amphibia; Anura; Bufonidae. The record is from RefSeq and is a predicted model, not a curated record. Gene Ontology annotation, biological process: G protein-coupled receptor signaling pathway. Gene Ontology annotation, cellular component: membrane. Gene Ontology annotation, molecular function: G protein-coupled receptor activity.
AUGUUUGUUCUGAUGAAACUGAUCCCUAGAUCUCAGUGUUCAGAGAACUGUUUACCAGGAACCCGGAAAGUCGCAAAGUCCAGAAUAUAUUCCUGCUGCUAUGACUGUGUCCAGUGCUCCUCAGGAGAAAUCUCUAACUCCACUGACAGUGAAAAAUGCAUGAAAUGUUCAGAUCUUGAUUGGCCCAAUGAGAAGAAGGAUCGUUGUGUUCCAAAGCUGCUGGAAUUCCUCUCCUACACAGAUGAUACAAUCGUCCUGGUUAUUUCUCUGGUUUCUACUAUACUUUCUUUCCUUACAUUCAUGAUUCUUAUUACUUUUAUUUUGCACCAAGACACGGCAAUUGUGAAGGCCAAUAACAGAAACCUGAGCUUCCUUCUCCUGGUCUCCAUCAUGCUGAGCUUCCUCUGUGUCUACUUGUUCCUCGGACAUCCAGUGGACCUCACUUGCAUGCUACGUCAGGUCUCAUUUGGAAUCCUCUUCUCAGUAGCUGUUUCUUGUGUCUUGGCCAAAACCAUCAUGGUUUGCAUUGCUUUCAUAGCCACCAAGCCCAGCAGCUCCUGGAAACGCUGGAUUGGAAGCAAGUGGUCUAAUUCUCUGGUGUUGUUCUGCUCAUCCAUCCAAGUAAUAAUCUGUAUGGUUUGGUUGACUCUAGCACCUCCCUUCUCAGAGCUGGACACUCACUCGAGUCAGGGAAAUAUCAUUGUGCAGUGUAAUGAAGGCUCCGUUAUUGGGUUCUACUCAGUCCUGGGUUUUAUGGGGGUCCUGGCAGUUAUUAGUUUUAUUAUGGCUUUUUUAGCUCGGACAUUACCGGACAGUUUUAAUGAGGCCAAGUACAUCACCUUCAGCAUGCUGGUGUUCUGCAGUGUCUGGAUUGCCAUGAUCCCGGCUUAUCUCAGCACCAGAGGUAAAUACGUGGUGGCUGUGGAGAUAUUUGCCAUACUGACCUCAAGUGCUGGAGUCUUAGGGUGUAUAUUCUUCCCAAAAUGCUACAUUAUCCUGUGGAGACCUGAACUCAAUGCAAGAUCACAAUUACUGGAGGGAAGACGCAGAUGA